Messenger RNA from Morus notabilis, 2682 nucleotides. RefSeq names its product DNA replication licensing factor MCM3. The record is from RefSeq and is a predicted model, not a curated record. Gene Ontology annotation, cellular component: MCM complex; nucleus. Gene Ontology annotation, molecular function: single-stranded DNA helicase activity; ATP binding; ATP hydrolysis activity. Bases 109 to 2424 code for a protein of 771 amino acids. The transcript is spliced from 16 exons. NCBI's taxonomy places the organism in Eukaryota, Viridiplantae, Streptophyta, Magnoliopsida, Rosales, Moraceae. Gene Ontology annotation, biological process: mitotic DNA replication initiation; double-strand break repair via break-induced replication; DNA replication.
AAAGAGUCGCUCCCGAUUUCUCAAGGCAGAGACUGAGAGCUUCCCUUCCCUUUCUCUCUCUACCCAUCUCUCUCUCUCUCUCUCUCUCUCUGCGAUUGAGAAGGCGAAAUGGACAUCAGCGAAGAAGUUAGGGCUGCUCACAAGCGUGAGCUCAUGGCCUUCCUCGAAGAUGGCCUUUACAUGGACGAGAUCAAGGCCAUGAUCAACCACAAGCGCCGCCGCCUCAUUGUCAACAUUUCCGAUCUCCAUGCUUUUGGCGACUUCGGUCCCAGGAUUCUUAGGAAUCCAAGUGAGUACAUGCAAGCGUUCUGCGAUGCCGCCACGGAAGUAGCUAACAAAAUCGACGGAAAGUAUUUGAAGCAAGGGGAGCAGGUUCUCGUAGGAUUUGAAGGCCCUUUUGUUUCUCGCCGUGUCACUCCAAGGGAACUGCUCUCUGAGUUCAUAGGCUCCAUGGUCUGCGUCGAGGGCAUUAUUACCAAAUGUUCUCUCGUAAGACCAAAAGUUGUUAAAAGUGUCCACUUCUGUCCUACAACCGGAAACUUCACCACUCGCGAAUACCGUGACAUUACUUCCAAUAUGGGUUUGCCCACAGGAACUGUUUAUCCUACCAGGGAUGACAAUGGCAACUUACUGGUGACUGAGUUUGGAUUGUGCAAGUACAAGGACCAUCAAACCUUGUCAAUGCAAGAAGUUCCGGAAAAUUCUGCUCCUGGUCAGCUGCCACGAACCGUGGAUGUCAUAGUUGAAGAUGACCUGGUUGAUUCAUGCAAACCGGGAGACCGACUGGCCAUUGUUGGGAUAUACAAAGCGCUUCCUGGUCAAAGCAAGGGCAGUGUGAAUGGAGUGUUCAGGACUGUUCUCAUAGCUAACAAUGUUUCUCUGCUCAACAAAGAGGCAAAUGCACCAAUCUACAGCCCUGAAGACUUAAAGAACAUCAAGAAAAUUGCUGAGAGAGAAGAUACAUUUGAUCUACUGGGUAAUUCACUUGCACCAUCUAUAUAUGGGCAUUCAUGGAUAAAGAAAGCAGUGAUACUAUUAAUGCUUGGUGGAGUUGAAAAGAACUUAAAGAAUGGCACCCACUUGCGAGGUGACAUUAACAUGAUGAUGGUUGGUGAUCCUUCUGUUGCCAAGUCUCAACUUUUGAGGGCAAUUAUUAACAUUGCUCCAUUGGCAAUAUCAACCACUGGUCGUGGUUCUUCUGGUGUUGGUUUGACAGCUGCUGUUACUACAGAUCAAGAAACAGGAGAUAGAAGGCUUGAAGCCGGUGCAAUGGUUAUUGCUGAUCGUGGUGUUGUUUGCAUUGAUGAAUUUGAUAAGAUGAAUGAUCAAGAUCGUGUUGCUAUCCACGAGGUUAUGGAGCAGCAAACUGUAACUAUUGCUAAAGCUGGUAUCCAUGCAUCACUCAAUGCUCGAUGCAGCGUGGUGGCUGCUGCAAAUCCUAUAUACGGAACUUACGACCGAUCAUUGACUCCGACAAAAAAUAUUGGACUUCCAGACUCUUUACUUUCUCGUUUUGAUUUACUGUUUAUCGUACUGGAUCAAAUGGAUGCUGAUAUUGACCGCCACAUUUCGGAGCAUGUUUUACGUAUGCAUCGGUUUCGUUCCACAAUUGAUGGAGGUGAAGCAACCCUUAAUGGGAGUUCAAGAUACGGGAGAGAAGAUGAAGCUGAUAAUGAAUCAUCCGUGUUUGUGAAAUAUAACCGAAUGCUCCAUGGAAAGAAAACAGAUAGGGGUCGAAAGCGUGAUACGCUCACUAUUAAGUUCCUCAAAAAGUAUAUUCAUUAUGCAAAGCACAGAAUUCAGCCUGAACUUACUGAUGAGGCAUCUGAACACAUUGCAACGGCAUAUGCAGAACUUAGAAACGCUAGUUCAAAUACAAAGACUGGAGGUACACUUCCUUUUACUGCCAGAACCUUAGAAACCAUUAUUCGUCUCUCAACUGCUCAUGCCAAAUUAAAGUUAAGCAGGAAGGUUUCAAAGUCUGAUGUCGAAGAGGCAUUGAAAGUUCUAAAUUUUGCAAUAUAUCACAAAGAACUGACUGAGAUGGAUGAGCGUGAGCAAGAAAGGGAGAGAGAAUUGGAGAGCAAACGCAGGGCCGAGGGUCGUUCAGAUGAAAAUGGUAGACCCGCCACUGGUACAGCUGAUAUAGGCGGUUCAACAACUGAUCCCAUGGAAGUCGAUGACCCUCCAGCGCAAUCUGCUGCUGAUCUUUCUCAUGAGAGAAUAGAAGCAUUCAAUUCUUUAUUUGGCCAGCAUAUGCUGAACAACCGAUUGGAUAUCAUAUCCAUUCAGGAUGUAGAGGAGGCUGUCAACUCCAAGGCUGAUGUCCCCUUCUCAAGGGCAGAGAUAACAUUCCUAUUAGAGAAACUGCAAGAUGCUAACAGAGUGAUGGUAGUUGACGGAACGGUGCAUAUGAUAUCUUGAGGUAUCUAUAAGAAGACCAUUUUCAAUGGCUAAACCCGGUUGGCUAUAGUUGUAUGUAUCGCCAAACUGUUCUCCGCUAUGCAUACAUGGCUGAGAUGACCGGUUGUCAGGGAGAGCAUAAUUUGGUGGCAUAACUGAUGAUUAUGGAGGAGAAACAUUUAUUUAGUUCUGGAUAAGCUCGGUGUGGACAUUAAACCUUAGGACUUGUAACUGGAAGCAUAGUUGCAAUAUUUAACCUUUGUGUCCUUCCAACUGCCA